Vicia faba (fava bean) is the source of this 915-nucleotide messenger RNA. Lineage: Eukaryota; Viridiplantae; Streptophyta; Magnoliopsida; Fabales; Fabaceae. The record is from the annotation of a GenBank genome assembly.
AUGGGAGAGGAAGAAAAGAAAACUGAGGAAGAAGAAACCAAGGCGGAGGAAACAAAAGAUGAAGCUGCUGCUCCUCCUCCGCCGCCGGCAGAGAUUUUGCUGAAAGUGUUUAUGCAUUGUGAAGGCUGUGCUCGGAAAGUUCGUCGGUGUUUGAAGAAUUUUCCAGGAGUUGAAGGUGUGAUAACUGACUGCAAAACUCACGAAGUUGUUGUGAAAGGUGAGAAAGCGGAUCCAGUGAAGGUUGUGGAGAGAAUUCAGAUGAAGAGUCGUAGGAAGGUUGAGCUUGUUUCUCCGAUUCCAAGUCCACCUGAGGAGGAAAAAGUUGCUGAGGAAGAAGAGAAACCAGCACCACCUGAAGAGGAGAAGAAAGAAGAGCCUCAAAUUGUGCAGCCUGAGAUUGUAACGUCUGUUCUUAAAGUUCACAUGCAUUGUGAAGCUUGUGCAGAAGAGAUAAAAAAACGCAUACUCAAAAUGAAGGGAGUGGAAUCGGUGGAAACUGAUGUAGAGAAGAUGGAGGUAACCGUGAAGGGAGUGUAUGAUCCAGCAACGUUGGUUGAAUAUGUGCACAAGCGAUUUGGGAAGCAAGCUAUGAUUGUGAAUGAAGAGAAAGUGGAUGAAGAAGCGAAAGCGAAGGAAGAGAAAAACGAAGAGAAGAGUGAAGAAGUGGAGGAGAAGAAAGAAGAAGUAGAGAAUAAGGCCAAACCAGAAGAGAAUCCAGAAGGGGAAAUUGUUGUACAAGAGAAAAAAGUGGAAGAGGAGAUGAAGAAAAAUGAAUACUACUAUAAUCCACCAAUGGAUUUGUAUGCACAACCACCUAUAGCUUAUCCUGCAUGUCAUUCAUACUAUCAAACAUACCUUCCACCAGCACCGCAGAUCUUCAGCGAUGAGAAUCCAAAUGCUUGCACUGUUAUGUGA